AUGGAGAGCAAAAAGCGUGUGGAGGAUAUGAGAUUCUUGCACACGGAAAUUCGACGUAACGCCACGCUUCAUUAUUAUCGAGCAGACAAUGAAAAGAGGGGGAACAAUUUGAAGGAAAAAUGGGAGAGAGAGGCUCAGCUUGGCCAUGGGGCCUUCUCGACAGUUUUUCGAGAGAAAUGUUCGAGCGGCAGUACACCUAAACUACGGGCUAUGAAGGUCAUCGACAAAAAAGGUCAUUCUAAACUCCCAAAUCUUCGGGAAUAUUGCGAUCAGGAACUGGAUGCUAUAGCGAAGUUUUCUUGGCCAAAGUGUUGGCUGAUUAUCAUCAAGUAUGAAAGUUUUUUUGUUCAAUCUCUCGGCUGGUGCGAGGAUGAAAGUUAUAUUUGCAUCGCUAUGGAAUAUAUGGAACAUGGGGAUCUCCGAAGAAACCUCCAGUCAAGGAACCCGCUACCAGAGCAAGAAAUACAACAGAUUACAAUUCAGAUUCUGAUGGGACUUCAUUAUCUCCAUGAUAAUGGGUACAUCCAUCGAGAUCUCAAGCCUGAGAACGUGCUCGUUAAGUUAAAAGGUCCCAAGUGGUGGGUUAAAAUCGGCGACUUCGGUAUCAGCAAAAGAUUCGAUGAAAAUAAGACCGAUACUGGGAUGGGGACUGAAGGGUUCAGGGCUCCUGAGAGACUCGACCUUUACCCUCCUGGAACGGAACGUCGUCACCCUACAUACAAUAUGGAUAUUUGGUCGCUAGGUAUUAUGGUUUUCCAUAUGCUUUUUAACUAUUAUCCAUUUCCCGGUAUCUGGAGCUUAAUAUCAUACGUCCAGACCUCUAUCUUCCCUUCAAUACCACAAUCCUCUUCCGUCAACCCGGAUGCUUUAAGCUUCUUAAGGAGUCUACUAGCUGCUGAUGCUUCAAUGCGACCAUCUGCAAAAGAGGCUCUUGAAAACACAUGGCUGAAACAAGACCAAUCUGAUCAUACCUCUCGAAGAAAUGAAACGAAUAGUACAGCAUCUACAACGACGACAAUAGACUACAAAUCAUGGGAUACACCUAUUCCUCGACAAAUUAGGGUUGAGUCAAAAACAGAGCAUCCAAGCUCAAACUUACGAGACACGCCAAGGAAUGAGUUACCAGGCUUUGAUGCUCUCUCAAACUCACUCAGCAAAGAACACAGCCCUACGGCUUCCAACGAGCUUGAAAGUAUUGCUAAAGAUCUUGAAAGUGUUGAGCAUAUACCCACAAGAUUAAUUUCAAACCAACAAUCACUUAACCCGAAGGAAAUACAUCAACAGACUUCCACCGAUAACGAUGAUCUUCUUCGUUUUGAAAUGCUAUAUAAAAAUGGGCUAUCUUGUAUCGACGGAAAGAGAUACGAAGAAGCCGAAGUAGAGUUGUGCCAGGCCUAUCAGGGGCGGAAGAAGAUUCUUGGUGCGAGUCAUGAAAAUACACUUCAAUCUCUUCACUGGCUAGGUCAUGCUCUCCUUGAGCAAGAGAAGUAUUCGGCAGCCGAAGCAGAGUUGCGCCAGGCCUACCAGGGGCAGAAGGAGACUCUUGGUGCAAGUCAUGGAAAUACACUUCAAUCUCUUCACUGGCUAGGCUGUGCUCUCUUUGAGCAAAAGAAGUAUUCGGCAGCCGAAGAAGAGUUGCGUCAGGCCUAUCAAGGGCGGAAGAAGACUCUUGGUGCGAGUCAUGAAAAUACACUUCAAUCUCUUCACUGGCUAGGUCGUGCUCUCCUUAAGCAAAAAAAGUGGGGUGUUUUCAGGCGAACCAGAUUUCCAGAAUACUAG
Molecule: messenger RNA, 1779 nt
Organism: Penicillium taxi
Lineage: Eukaryota; Fungi; Ascomycota; Eurotiomycetes; Eurotiales; Aspergillaceae
Product: serine/threonine-protein kinase
Exons: 3
Coding region: 1-1779 (592 amino acids)
Biological process (GO): protein phosphorylation; MAPK cascade
Molecular function (GO): protein binding; ATP binding; MAP kinase kinase activity
Source: RefSeq, a predicted model, not a curated record